UUAAUAACCAAAUGCUCCUCCCGCACUUUCUUCAUCGACUUUUCAUUACGGCUAUUCCUAACUCUGAUAACCGUCUAAAGACUGACAUCAGGUGGCCUUCGCUGAAUCACAAGUCCCGUAAUCCAACAGGCUGUUCUUGAGACAAAAAUGAAACCAGCACUCAAAGGAUGGCAUCCAGGCGAGGUAGAUCUGCAGCGGAAACUCGGUUUCUCUGAUGCUAUGCGGGAUAAAUGGGCUAGUGUUAAAGAUGCCAUGAGUGAACAGCACCGUAUCUUCCAUACGUCGAACCUGCACUUUAUCCCCAUCACUACGCUAGACGACCGUGGGCGACCAUGGGGCUCACUACUUGCUGGAAACAAUGGGUCUAUUGGCUUUGCUCAGAGUCCUAAUGACACUACACUCAGUCUAGAUGCUACUGUAUGGAAUGGCGAUCCGCUAUUGACAACGGUUUCAGCCUUUGCGGACCAGGAACACCGCAAAAAUACGGAUAAAGAGAGAUUCUUGAUUGCCGGAAUCGGUGUUGAGCAUUCUACAAGGAGACGGAAUAAGUUUGCUGGUCGGCUUAGAGGUAUCAGACAGAAGGAUGAUACUACUUACAGGCUGGAUUUAGAGGUUACCCAGGCGCUGGGGAAUUGUCCAAAGUACAUCAACGUUCGUAAUUUGGUACCGCAUGCUGAUACGCAUCCUGUCGUUGUAUACCGUAAUAUGGACAUGGCAGCUUGCGACACACUGCCAGAAGAAAUCGUCAAGUUUGUCACGGAAGCUGAUACAGUAUUUCUGUCAUCUGUUUACAAAUCUACAACCCAAAAUAACGGAACAAAUCCCUCACAUGCAGGAAUGAAUAUUCGAGGCGGACUACCGGGUUUCAUUCGAGUCGACCCUUCUGAUGCUCGCACAGUCGUAAUUCCUGACUACUCGGGGAACCGGUUUAUGUCGAGCCUAGGGAAUAUUGUAACCACGCCUGUGGCAGGGUUAACUAUUGUUGAUUUCAAGACCGGCGACGUGUUAUACUUAACCGGUACAGCGCAAAUCUUCUCCGGCCCUGCGGCAAUGGAAAUCAUGGCGAGGCAAGCGUGCCUCACGACCAUCAAGAUAACAGGCUACACCUUAGUACGCGAUGCAUUGCCAGUACGACAAGAGCAAGGAACACCAGUGGAGAAAAGCCCAUAUAGCCCAAAAAUAAAAUAUUUACGUGCUGAACCGGAAGGGCUAUCUGGCGCAGCAGGUAAUGGGCUUAAAGCACGAUUGGUUUAUGCGACACAAUACGCUAGUGAUAUCGCAAUUUUUCGAUUCGAUAUUAUCAACGCAUUCGGUGAUUGCGCUGGGUUAACCAUACGCCCGGGUCAGGCGGUCGUGCUCGACUUCAUGGAUUGGAUGGGCCCGCCGACGUAUUCACACAUGGCAAACGACGCUCCCAGCUCCAUAAAUGACGAUCGAGUGCGCACUUGGACUGUGUCUAGCGCGUUUCAGGAUGGAGAUUCUACUUGGAUUGAGAUGACAAUGCGUGAAGUGAAGAAAGGCGCGGUGACUGGCUCCUUGUUUGAUAUUAUACGCGAGAAUACCGGAAACAAUUGGGGCGAAAGAGUACAAUUAAGUGCAAAGAAUAUAAUUGCAGAUAUUGUAGGGGUCACUGGCGACUUUUAUCUGGGAACAAAUGAGGUUCGAAUGCUUUGGGUAGCUGGGGGAAUUGGAGUCACGCCCUUCAUGUCUAUGCUUACUGCAAUCAUCCAAAGAGGCUAUGGUAGCAAGGCUGAUAUUGUUCUUGCCCUUGCUACCAGAGAACCCGAAGUUUUCAUAAAGCUUAUCAAAACAUCACUUCCCAGGGCUUUGCCAAAAGUCCGGGUCAGAAUUGAUGUUUUUACGAACGAGGAAGAUGCCCAGACCCAUGGACUGGAACAGAUGAAUGUGGAUCUUUUUUUCCACAAGGGUCGUAUCUCAAUGGAUUAUUGGCCAACUGUUACGGAUGGCCGUGACGUUUUUAUUUGUGGUCCAGGAGGGUUUGGCGAUGCAGCAGAAGCUGGGAUAAGAGCCGCAGGGGUACCAAAUCACAAGAUAUAUAGAGAAGGCUUUUACUGAGGGAGGAAAUGGGACUUUUAAUUUCAUUUUCUUUUAAGUCGUAUCCUAACAAAUCAAUGCCU
Talaromyces proteolyticus is the source of this 2138-nucleotide messenger RNA. RefSeq names its product putative oxidoreductase. Bases 148 to 2076 code for a protein of 642 amino acids. The transcript has 2 exons. The record is from RefSeq and is a predicted model, not a curated record. Lineage: Eukaryota; Fungi; Ascomycota; Eurotiomycetes; Eurotiales; Trichocomaceae. Gene Ontology annotation, molecular function: oxidoreductase activity.